Molecule: messenger RNA, 780 nt
Organism: Sphenostylis stenocarpa
Lineage: Eukaryota; Viridiplantae; Streptophyta; Magnoliopsida; Fabales; Fabaceae
Source: the annotation of a GenBank genome assembly
AUGGACCUUAUGUGGUCAGAGCCACGUCCAUCGUCUGAAAAUGAUUUGAACAUGCCAUUUUCAGAGACUCCUCCACCUUGCUCAAAGUCAGUUCUACCUUCCAUGGAUAUCGAAAAGGAGAAGAAGGAGAACAAAGAACAUGCCUAUGAGUCGGCUCCAUUGCACCUUGCGCUGGAUUCAGGUGAUGAGUCAAAGCCAGAACUCAACCUCAUCAACUGUAUCGAUGCAAAUUUGUCCAUGAACUCCUCAGAAUCUAGUCAUGGAGGAGGACACGGUGAUGCACUGGAGCCCAGGAUAUUCUCAUGCAACUACUGCCAAAGGAAGUUUUAUAGUUCGCAGGCCCUUGGGGGACACCAGAAUGCACAUAAGCGAGAAAGAACUUUGGCAAAAAGAGGACACAAAGCUGGUGCUGCAGUUCCAAUAGAUUUUGCACACAAGUACUCCAGCAUGGCUUCUCUGCCUUUGCAUGGCUCCUAUAACAGGUCACUUGGAAUUCAGGCGCAUUCUAUGAUCAACAAACCCUCUUUUCAAACACAAACACCAUUUUUUGGUUUGUCCCGUUCCCAUGCUCAAAAUGGCUGGCAGAAGCGGCCUUUGUACUCACAACAGGCAACUGGGGCAGAAACUGAGUCACCCUUGGCUGGUGGCAUCCAACGCUUGGGGAAGUUUUCUCCAAGGCUGUUGCCAGAGGGAUUUGGAGGCUACUGGUUGGAUAGUAUUAACCAUUUGAAGACUAAACAAGAGGAGUUGCAGAAGCUUGACUUGUCCCUCAAACUCUAA